This is a messenger RNA of Stegodyphus dumicola, 454 nucleotides long. Its product is annotated as ADP-ribose pyrophosphatase. Gene Ontology annotation, molecular function: ADP-ribose diphosphatase activity. The record is from RefSeq and is a predicted model, not a curated record. NCBI's taxonomy places the organism in Eukaryota, Metazoa, Arthropoda, Arachnida, Araneae, Eresidae.
UCAAAUGAAAACAGAUUUAAAUCUUUGUUUCCGAUUAAGUUUGUCGUCUGUUAUUCUUAACAUUGCAGGUGAUCCAGGGUUAUUCUCUGCUGGUAAAAUGAAUUCAAUAUGUAGGAUCUCCACCUGUUACCCUGUUUUGCGUUUCCUUCUGUCGGAUGAAAAAGUACCUUGGCAUGUCGCAUUCCCAGAUUAUUCUCCACCAAACUAUUCAGCUCCUCAUUUACUCAAGAGUUCAUGGGCUGAUCCUGACAUAAAUGAUGAAAAAUUUCAACCAAAGUGGAAUCAAGAAGAUGGUGAAAUUGAUCGACAAAGCUUUGAUCAAAACAAACAGAUUAAAUAUGAUGUUGUCAAUGGUUAUCCUUUGAAUCCAAAAGGACGUACUGGUCUUAGUGGAAGAGGAAGAUUAGGUCGUUGGGGGCCAAAUCAUGCAGUUGAUGCUGUUGUUACACGGUAA